AUGGCAGCGUUGGUUCAAACAAUCCCGCAACAGAGUGGCACGGUACCUGUGCUUCAGACGCGUCCUUCAUCCUCAUCAGGCACCUUCUCUUCUCCAACCCAGAAUCCAGGCUCUCGUAUCCAGACUAUGUCUUGGACAUCAUUCAAUGCUGGUAAUUCUGGGAGUUAUCGAGCAGGCCACCAGGUUGUGGCUCCUUAUGCCUACAACCCGAAUAUGGGCCAAUCCACCGUCCAAAAUCGGCAGUCUUGGACACCACAUCUCCGGCCAGAACAUCGCACCUUUUCCGCGCCUACUACCCCUCAAGUGCCGGUGAAUCCGACAUACACCGGUGCCGGCCCCCGAUCCCCCCAUCUUGCAGCUGGUUCUGUAUCGACUUCCUCCAACUCUUCCUCCCGUUCCUAUGUUUCCAAGGACGAUAGCGCACUUCCCUCACGGCAGCCGAGGAGCGACCAGCCGCUCCGUCCCCUGUCUACAGCCAACCUUCCCUCCCCCUCCAUCAUGAACAUCUCCUCCCCGAAACCCUCCCCGAAUCGAUAUCGUCGUACCCCUCAACGAGCGGAAGCCGCGCCAUCAUCCCCUGCUCCCUCUCCAAUUCCGACCGUGAUCGUCGAUGAUUUUGGUGGCCCCCGACAAGCUCGACAAAACGCUCACAAUCGGGUGUCAAGUGUGGAUGAUUCAUCUCAUGUCGAUAGGGCCCAGCCUGAACGAUAUAGACGACGAAGCCUGGGCAAUAUGGAUGCCACAGCGUACCCAAACCUGUCGCUGGAUUUUCCGACUUCAUCUUCCUCGUCGUCUCAACCAGGAUCCUACGACUUCAUCACGUUUGAUACCAAUCAACGGCCUGCUUCCGCUCACUCUCAGCGGGACAGCGUGGGUAGUGUUCAUUCGACACACUCGUCGACCUCCUCGACACGAGAAGGGACGCCAUCGGAGUCUAACUCCGUCACUAGCAAGACCGGCAAGGCAGAAGAUAAACGUACGAGCAAGCCGUCUCCAUUAUCGCAACCAGUAUCGACAGAACCCGAAGCCCCCAAACCCAACCCUCCAGUCGAAACCCAAAAGAAGCAAACACCGCCUACACUGGAUUCCCCCGCCGCGAAGCGUCUCAACGAUUUGAAAAAUGAAACGAAGCGCCCCGGGAAAUCACGCUUGAGACGGGCUUUCUCGUUCGGUAGUGCGUCCGAGCUCCUGAAGACAUCCGCACAAAGCAAUGCUGCCAAGCGGGAAGCAUUUGCUGCGGACCAGGCGCGCCGUGAAGCUCUAAGGGAACAACUGGGCCCGGAACAGGCUGCCAUUGCUGAGCAGCAGGAACUGAGCGGACUAGGUGAAAGCAUCUACUCCCAUCAAGGCCACUUCUUCACCGGGUCCACCGAUAACCUGUCUGUGUCAUCGACCGCUUCAUCGGCGUCGAUGAUGCUUCGCAAGAUGGGCAAGGGCAUGAAGCGUUCUACUCGCUCAUUGGUUGGCAUGUUCCGUCCAAAAUCGGUGGCCAGCAUCAAUUCUAUGGAGGGUGCGGGCCCCGAAGUCCCACCCCCGCAGAUCACUGUGGUGAACGUCGAGGCAGAACGGGAGAGUGUCGCUGUCAAUCCCGACCCCGCAGAUUUACCGCGUGGGGCUACUGUCUUCCCCAAGGUUGAGGGCAAUGCAUCGGAGGUCAGACGAUCCGCUUCCAUUCGGGAAAGAGCCGCAUCGGAGAACUCCCAGUCGCGUAAGAGCAUCGUGGGAGGAGACCGAGAACGGGCGGAGAUCCUGGCGGCCGUCCGGAAGGGUAUCUUGAAGAAAACUCACUCGGACUUCGGGGUCUCUUCGCCUGCACACGCAUUGGCCGGUGGUGACUCACCGCACUCUAGUGCUCCUCCCACACCCGAUGAGUCGUCACGAUCCCCAGCUCACCAAAAUGAUCCGGUGAAGAUUGCCGGCGAGGACUACUUCCUCUCGAACGCAGGGCGGUUCUCGUCCUCUGAAGCGAAGAGUGCACCCAUCACGCCGUCAGCUGUUGGUGGUAGAAAUAUCGUCUUCAGUCCUCGCAUUCAGUUCCACGAAACCUGGCCUAGCGGCGAGUACGAUCGACGUGGAGAGAUUGCGACUUGCAACCGUCUCACCCCCCUGCUUGCUCAGCAGAUUCGGGAGGAGAUCAACAACUUUAAGAUGGAAAUGGAAGUUCAUGAGAAUUCCAAGAUCUACACACACUUCAUCUAA
Penicillium egyptiacum is the source of this 2199-nucleotide messenger RNA. NCBI's taxonomy places the organism in Eukaryota, Fungi, Ascomycota, Eurotiomycetes, Eurotiales, Aspergillaceae. The record is from the annotation of a GenBank genome assembly.